AUGUCGCUCUUCGAUUUUAAGCCGUUGAAGCCUUUCCAGUAUUCCCCCAUCUCUCCAUCAAAGAGGGUAUUUCGCUUGGUUCAGCUUCUCCCUCCAAAACCGCCGGUUAUUCCAGGAACUCAAGGCACCAUCCGCAUCAGGCUAGUUGAGGCUGAUAUUGACUCUGGUGUCCAUUAUGAUGCCCUCUCCUACGCUUGGAAUGUGGCAGCAGGUCAGACAACGCCGAAUCGGAAAAUCAUUGUCGAAGAAAAUGGAGAAUCUUUCAAACUUCAUAUUUUCCCAGCACUGGAGAAUGCACUUUUCCAUCUGGCCUACCUCAAUAGUAACGAAUACCUCUUUAUUGAUCAAAUCUGCAUCAACCAAGAGGACCGCAACGAGAAGGGUCAUCAAGUACUACUUAUGCAAGAUAUAUACGCAAAAAGCGCUUGCACCCUUGUUUGGUUAGGCCCUCCAACUCGAGAAUCAGACAGAUAUUUUGAUCUUGUUCAGGAGAUGUCUCAAGAAGGAGUAUUGAGCCGAGUCAUGGGACCUCGAGUGGGUCAUUUCAUGCACGUCUUCGACGCCGUAAUGGAUCCAGCUUUGUCAGUGAACGAAGAAGAACGUGAAGAUCGAGACGAUAUUUUGGAAUUGAUUCAUCGAUAUGGUGACCGUUUCCCAUUGGAUGGCUUUGCCGAUGUACUUGACCGAAAUUGGUUCAAUCGUUUGUGGGUUAUCCAAGAGGCCUGUCUAGCACCUGCCGUCGUUUUUGUGUGCGGCAGUAAAUCUCUGUGCUUUGACUGCUUUCGAUCAGGCGUACUCUUCUAUAACAUAUACAACACGCACUGGGUGCGGCACCUUACAGAAGCUAUGCCUCAGCGAGUGCUUCGUCAGCGAGAUGCUCUUUUUGGGAAGACAGUCGGACUUAGACGGAUUUUUCAAGAGCGAAAGGCAAUCCACCAAAUGAGAGUAAGGCAAGGCCUACAUGACCUCGUGUUGAAGUACAACGUCAAUGACGAUCAAAAGAAGAUCGGGGCAACACUGGAACAAGACCGUAUUUUCGGCUUACUAGGACUAACAACAGAUAAUGAUAAUUUGAGAAAGCAAGUUCGUGUGGAUUAUGGGGCUGAAAUCACUCAAACUUAUUCCGAGAUUGCGGCGCUACUUCUGCAAGAGAAUAUUGAUGUUCUCUUAUUCAACCAGCGGCCGAAGAAAACUCCAGGCUUACCCUCAUGGGUACCGGAUUGGGCAAUGAAUCUUACUAUACCCAUAGGAUACAUGGCCUUGAAAGAACCUACAUUUACAGCUGGAGGAGGAAAAGCAGAAGCUCCUGUCCUCAUGAAAAACGAACAUCCACAGCUUCAUAUUAGUGGAAUCUUUGUGGACGCAAUUUCAGACUUGGGAACACGGUUGCACCACGCACAGUCUGAUGCACAAGUGGCAGAGCAAAUUGACUAUCGCUCAGCAAAGUUGUUUUUUGAUGAGGUCUCAAAAUUUGCCCAAGCACACGCUGCUACAUUUCAAAGCAGAGAUCCCUCUUGCCAUGAUCCCGAAAUGGAACUUAGAUUACAGCUGCGCUUGUGUGAUUCUGGCCUAUCUUAUCGAUAUUUCACUCAGAGUCUCGGCAUAACUGCUGGCAUUGAAAGACUUAAAGCUUUGCGCAGCAAUAUAUAUAUUCUUGGAGAACGACUUAUCAGGUCGGACGAGGCAAUCGCAUCCUAUCACAUCACACGUAUCUAUCGAACACUAGGAAUUGUUCCUUGGUAUUGGGAGCCCAUGUCUGAGAUGGAGAGUCUACGAACCUGUGCACUAAAUCCAGUCUUAGCGGGAAAAGUCGCGUGUCAAGCUAUUCAUGAUUUCGUUAUAGACAUGGCUAGUCUUUGCACCGCCUCGGCGAGAGUUUGGUUUGCAUCAAAGCAUGUCAUAUAUCGUCGCCGCUUCGGCAAAAUGGAUUUGCGACCUUCCCGCGAGAGCGUUGAAAAUAUAGGACUUGACUCAGAUGUUUGGGAUAUGAGGAUGGGAGACUGUAUAGUCAUAUUCCAUGGUGGAACUACGCCACAUAUUCUAAGGAAGCUUAAUGAUGAAACUCAAAGCGACAAAUAUCGGUAUAUAGGCGAAGCAUAUUGCGAUGGGGUCAUGGAAGGUGAGAUUUUCGCGGACAAAACUAAAAGUAAAGGACGAUUUGUGCUAGUGUGA
This is a messenger RNA of Trichoderma virens Gv29-8, 2172 nucleotides long. RefSeq lists its product as uncharacterized. The record is from RefSeq and is a predicted model, not a curated record. The transcript has 2 exons. The coding region runs from base 1 to 2172 and encodes 723 amino acids. Lineage: Eukaryota; Fungi; Ascomycota; Sordariomycetes; Hypocreales; Hypocreaceae.